Messenger RNA from Cantharellus anzutake, 1453 nucleotides. RefSeq lists its product as uncharacterized. The transcript has 2 exons. Gene Ontology annotation, molecular function: protein binding. The record is from RefSeq and is a predicted model, not a curated record. Lineage: Eukaryota; Fungi; Basidiomycota; Agaricomycetes; Cantharellales; Hydnaceae. Bases 437 to 1411 code for a protein of 324 amino acids.
UUCCCACGGAUUGUAAAGCCAAACGUUCAUGCUUGAUUUCCAAUACUGAUAUUGACGCCGAUCGAACACAUCUCUACCGAGGCGUGUUGAACCACGCAUGACCGUGGUAGAAUCGAACGCCCUUAAUCCGUGACACGGUUUCAAGAGUCGUCGAUCCAAGAGCACAAGUCACGCGUGAGCGCCACACCUUUCUAUAUAUGUUUAAUCAACACAUUGUACUAUCCUGCGAACUGUUCCGCCGUUACCCAUCUGUUGGCUCCGUCAAGCGACCUACCAUCGGAGGCUGAAGAUACGUCAAUGGCACUGGCACUGGCAGCCCUGCCGAGGUCAGUUUGGUGAUCUCGCAAUCCUGCGCUCAGUUAAUAGCUGACCCUUUCAUCAAGUCUGUCAUGGCACGAAGAAGAACCGCCAACCCCGAACGUAGUAGCAAACUCGGAUGCGCCAGUCCCAACGUUGCCAGCAUCUUCAUAUAUCAACUCGCUCUCUGGGUUGGUCUGCCUCCAGAUUCAGGUUAUUGUGCUCACUCAUCUGCAAUAGUGGUAAUGCGGGGGGACGCCCUUCCGCCGAAACGCAGACAAGAACGUUCAUCAGCGUUGAAUUUGAAGGGGCUGAUGUGAUCCUUCGUGCCGAUGACACCGAUUUUCGGGUUCAUACCACUAUUCUUCGCCAAGCUUCUCCUUUCUUCCAGUCAUUAUUUGAACUACCCCAGCCUCGAGGUUCGGAUGACAUGGCAGUUAUCGAAAUGACCGAGGAAGCGGACGUUCUCGAGGUUCUGGUCCGUCUGAUCUACCCAAAACCGUAUCAACCUUCAAUCACCUCGCUGGAUCAUGCGAUUCGGCUGCUGAGAGCAGCGGAUAAACUAGAGAUUGAGUACGCUGUCAAGCCAAUACAUGAUGCUAUCGCUUCGAUCACGGAAGCUGAACCCAAUCCCGUUCGAGCAUGGGCAAUUGCUGCUCGGUUCGGUAUCAACGCUGCUAUCAAAGCGGCGACCGUUCGAUACCUCAAGUGCAAUGAUGAAGCAAUGCUAGAAGAACGAGUCGAGGAGCUAUGUCAUGUGGAUGGGCUUUCUCACUUUGACUUUAUCACCAAGCGGAAAAAUGCGCUGAAGGAGGCAAAGGUCGCAAUCGCCGAAACCAAUUGGCGUUGUAACGACUGUCAGGGUGCUCCUGCGUGGAGGAAGCAAUAUGAACGCAGAAUUGCGGGGGUCAAUCCAUUCGGAGGGGAUGUAUCAUCUGAACUGCUGUUCGAAGUUUGUGCCCUUCGGUCAGGUUGUGACAACUGCGUUUCUACUCUUGAUUAUCACCAUGCAAUUGCCGUGUGUUCGCGUUUACGCUCUCGACUUCAGAGUAUCCUCAAUCAGCACUCUGAGAUUGGAGCAACAUUCAAACCAAAGCCCUCGAGAGCUUACUGAUGGCGCGCGUGCACUAGCAACUGACGGUGACAUGUACACCGC